AUGCCUCACUUCGCGCACACCCCGGAAGCGCUCCUCGGCCGCAACGACUCGAAGAACCCGGCAACAACAUGCAAAGGGAUCACGUCUGCUGGGCGGCCAUGUAGACGUGCGCUGGCAGCUUCGAAGACUUCGUUGAGGGGCCGACGGAGCUCGACCAGCGCGGCUCUCGGUGGUGUUGUGGCGACUGUGGAGGAAGAUGGUGAGAUUCAAGAGGCGGACUUUUAUUGCUGGCAGCACAAGGACCAGGCUACGCAGGCAGGUCAGAACGUUCCCCCAGAGGGUGCAGCCGGAGCUGCAAGGAACUCCAAAAGACGGACUACGGAGCUGUAUUCCCUGAAGGAAAAGAGCAGCAUCGAUACUAUGGUGCAAAGACUGGGCAUUGAUGCAGCAGAUGAGGGAGCAAAGAGCAGUUGGAAGCACACGAGAAACCCAAAACCUCCAAGGAAAACUCAUACAACCGAUUUUGCUGCGGAGCAGAGGCCAAUGAGCCAGGCGCCGUACGCUGAGAAGUACAAUCUCGGAAGAGUGAAUCAGCCUCGCCCACAGCGGAGAAAGCCUGGGUUCUGGGCCAGUCUUUGCUGCAUGACGAACGCCGACGAUGAUUACGUUGAGAUCGUGCGGCAUAAGACUAGGGUGGAGCAACCGCAAAUGACACAGCCGACAGGACCCUCUUGUGCGUACGGCCAGCGGCCUGUGAGGCCAGCUCCUGCAUCUGCAGCGGUUUCGGCGCGCCAGCCAAACGCACAUGGGAGACCCUCUUCAACGACAACGUCCGCAUUACUCGCCGAGCUUACGAAGCCCAUUGGUGCAAACGACGAAGAGGGCUACAUCUACAUCUUCUGGUUAACACCGCAGUCGAAAGGUGCCCCGACGGAAUCCACAGCUCGCUCAUUGCUUUCACCACCAGAACUUUCUCGACGACCUGGUAACCAGCGAAGGAUCAGCGAUGUUAUGACCGAAUACUCCUUCGACGGCGACGAGCCCGAUUCUCUCUCGAGCAAGGUCAUUGGCAGCGACGGUCGACAGAACAAGCGCACAAUCAUGCUCAAGAUCGGCCGCGCGAGCAACAUCACCCGCCGCAUGAACGAAUGGCAACGCCAAUGCGGGUACGCUCUGAACCUCGUCCGCUGGUACCCGUACGUCUCAUCGUCGCCUCAGCUGUCUCCACAGCAAGAGCGUCGACCGCUUUAUCCUGAUCUCUCCCGCCCACCGCCUAGCCGCCGACAAAGCAGUGGUGAGGCGGUGCGGAAAGUUCCUUGUGUGAAGCGGGUGGAGAGGCUGAUCCAUCUUGAGCUGGCUGAGAGGCAGGUGAAGCGGCAGUGCACUGCGUGUGGUAAGGAGCAUAGAGAGUGGUUUGAAGUAGAGGCUUCACAGGCUGGAGUGAAGGGGGUGGAUGAGGUCGUUAGGAGGUGGGUGGGGUGGGGCGAGAGGCAGGCGACGUAG
This is a messenger RNA of Saxophila tyrrhenica, 1443 nucleotides long. RefSeq lists its product as uncharacterized. Bases 1 to 1443 code for a protein of 480 amino acids. Lineage: Eukaryota; Fungi; Ascomycota; Dothideomycetes; Mycosphaerellales; Extremaceae. The record is from RefSeq and is a predicted model, not a curated record. The transcript has 2 exons.